Molecule: messenger RNA, 2630 nt
Organism: Chroicocephalus ridibundus (black-headed gull)
Lineage: Eukaryota; Metazoa; Chordata; Aves; Charadriiformes; Laridae
Gene: ARL8A
Product: ADP ribosylation factor like GTPase 8A
Exons: 7
Coding region: 237-797 (186 amino acids)
Biological process (GO): protein transport; anterograde axonal transport
Cellular component (GO): lysosomal membrane
Molecular function (GO): GTPase activity; GTP binding
Source: RefSeq, a predicted model, not a curated record
GGCCCCACCCGGGGCGCGCGGGGCGGCGCGCGGCGGUGCGGCACGAGGGCGCGCGGCGCGCGGACAAUACCGGGGCGGCGGCGGCGGCUCGGCCCGGCCUCGAUCGGCCACGAUCGGCCUCGAUCGGCCCGGACCCGCUCGGCCUCGAUCGGCCCGGCCCGGUCUCGCUCGGUUCGGCCUCGAUCGGCCCCGCUCGACUCGGCCCGGACCCGCUCGGCCCGGCCCGGCCCGGCACCAUGCUGGCGCUCUUCAACAAGCUGCUGGACUGGUUCCGGGCGCUGUUCUGGAAGGAGGAGAUGGAGCUGACCCUGGUGGGGCUGCAGUACUCGGGCAAGACCACCUUCGUCAACGUGAUCGCGUCAGGACAGUUCAAUGAAGACAUGAUCCCGACGGUGGGCUUUAACAUGAGGAAGAUCACCAAGGGGAACGUUACCAUAAAGCUCUGGGACAUCGGUGGCCAGCCACGGUUUCGCAGCAUGUGGGAGCGGUACUGCCGUGGAGUGAGUGCCAUUGUGUACAUGGUGGACGCCGCUGACCAGGAGAAGAUAGAGGCCUCCAAGAAUGAACUGCACAACCUGCUCGACAAGCCGCAGCUCCAGGGCAUCCCGGUCCUAGUCCUGGGGAACAAGCGAGACCUGCCCGGUGCCUUGGAUGAGAAGGAGCUCAUUGAGAAGAUGAACCUCUCCGCCAUCCAGGACCGAGAGAUUUGUUGCUACUCCAUCUCCUGCAAAGAAAAGGACAACAUUGACAUCACCCUACAGUGGCUUAUCCAGCACUCGAAGUCUAGGAGAAGCUGAGAUCCUGUGGACCACGGCCUGGAUCGGGAAGAUGCCAUUGUACAAGCCCAUGCCCCUUCUUUUUCCUGCUCUGUCCCUCCAGCUCUCUCUCUAGAUGGGUAUUUUUAGGGGACCCCAGACUCCGCUCGCAUUGAGGUGGAGCCCUUGUUUUUAUUGUAAAGAAAAUGUCUGACUCUGCCCUCCUCCCCUCUCUUCUCCUCUCUCUGUCUCUUCCAUUUUGGCACUGUUCUGUUGUUGUCUGUGUAUACAGUAUAUAUAUAUAUAUGUAUAUAUAUUUUAAUUUUUUAAUUUAAGCGAUAGCGCUCUUACUAAACUGGGCCCUGUGAGCGGUAGGAAGGCUGUGGGCUCCCCGAGGCUGGCCAAGGGCCAGCGCUGGGAGGAAGAUGAGGGUGGUGGCAAAAGGCAGCCCCUCGGGGAUGGGGCUGUGCCAGGCUGCAGGCAGGUCCCCUGGGGCUCCCUCAUCCCUUCCCCGGGUGUCCUGCCUGUACCCCAGGGCAGGGAGCAUCCUGGGGGUGUCGGGAGCAUGCCCACCUCACCCUUCCUUGGGCUUUGGCCCCAUGGGCAGGGUGUGAGGGGGAGGCGAUGCCACCCCCCUGGGCUCCUCACCCUUUCGGGGGGACGGGGAUUAGUCAUGACCCGCUGCCAUCAGCCUGCCCUCCAUUGCCUCCAGCUGCCGUGGCACUGCCCCGAUCCCUCCUCACUGCCCUGGGCCACUUGUCCCCCUGCCCCAUGGCCCCCCCAGGCCCCCGCACCUGGGCUGGAUCCUGCUCCGCUGCCCAGUGCUGCUGCCCUGCUGCGCUGGGGUGGUAAUCCGAGGGGCCGGUGCCACUGCAGGGGGGGGAAGCAGCGAUGCCAGCUGCCCCCACGGGGCAUGGUGGGCUGGCUCCUGCCCCCUCCCUGCCCCAGCUACCCCCAGAGAAGUUUGGCCCCACGUAGCCUCACAGGGGGGCUGCGCUGGCUCCCCAUGUGCCAAAAGGCAUCGCCUGCACCUGGCUGGGGGCUGCUGGCUCUGCCCCGGCCAAGGACAUUGCGUGGGGGUGUCAGGGAAGGAGGGACACAUGGAGACGUGUGGGGGGCCAUGAGAGCCCCUGUGGCCCCGCAGCUCUGCCCUUCGGAGGCGGGGGGUGCUCUGUGUGCCCUGCUCCCCGUGCCCUGCUCCCCACGCUGGACCCCAGCUCUGCUGCCCUGGCUGGGGGGGAACAGGGGGGCAGUGGGGCAGGGGUGGCGGUACUGGGGGUGCGCAUGGUUGGGUCCUUCUCUGCAGGUGGGGAGAGGGUGAGAGGAAAUUUUGGGGGGGGUCAGGAAGGCUGUGCCCAUCUGUGCUGUGUGAUGAGUUGAGUCUCUGCAGGUGCAGCCUCGGGGCCUGGCCAGGUUGUUUGGGGCCAGUCUCGGGGGACUUAGCUGGGCUGGGGGGGACAUGCUGGCAUCGGGAGGGUGAGGGCAUAGUGCGGUCGGGUCAGCAGCGCAGUGGGGAGGCAGCUGCCUGUCCCCGGCUCAGGGCUGGGGGAGAGGGCGGUGGCGGCCCUGGGGCGGGGGCUGCGGGGGCACCUCUCGGUGCCAUUUCCCCUGCUCGGCUCCGGGGCGGUGAGGCCGGGAUUUCUCUUCUGUUCUUGUUUUUGCAGAAUUGCACAAAGAGAGGUUUCCUUUUUCUUUUUUUUUUUCUUUCUUUUUUUUUUUUAAUUUAAUGAAUUGUAAAGUGUUGUCACCCCCCACCCCCCUUUUUUUUUUUUAAGAGAUAUUUUGGCUCAGAUAUGACCUCUGUUGGUAAAUGAUUCUUGUAACUGUACAAUUUUUUUGCCUCCUAAUAAUAAUAAAUUAACAAUUUUGCGUUGG